Diachasmimorpha longicaudata is the source of this 1597-nucleotide messenger RNA. RefSeq names its product corepressor interacting with RBPJ 1. The coding region runs from base 116 to 1333 and encodes 405 amino acids. The record is from RefSeq and is a predicted model, not a curated record. Gene Ontology annotation, molecular function: transcription corepressor activity. Lineage: Eukaryota; Metazoa; Arthropoda; Insecta; Hymenoptera; Braconidae. Gene Ontology annotation, biological process: negative regulation of DNA-templated transcription. Gene Ontology annotation, cellular component: nucleus. The transcript is spliced from 5 exons.
AAGAAGGGUGGGGGACAGUUUCGGCAGAUUGCUUGUGUCGUUCGGAGCUAAAUUAAAACCUCCUUGUUUUUAUUUUGUGACUUGAAAAAAUUGUGGAAAAAAAAUUGUUUGAAAAAUGGGGAAAGGGUUCAAUAAUUACAUGUGCAAAAAAUUCUUCCAUCCGGCAUCUCGGGACAACUUGAAAAGAGUGUGGAUGGCCGAGCAGCAGGCUGAGGCAUACAAGAAAAAGCAGGAGGAGCUGAGGGUGCAGUACGAGAAGGAGCAGGAUCUACAUAAUAACAAAGCUAUUUUGAGUAAAGAAAGUAAAGACAAACUCAGCGUCAAUUUUAUGUACGAGCCACCCCCGGGGGCUAAGAAAGAACGUGAGAAGGAGGACAAUGAACCAGAGUAUAAGUUCGAAUGGCAGAGGAAAUACAACGCACCCAGGGAGAGCUACUGCAAGGGUGACAGUGAAAUAAGAGAUCAGCCUUUCGGAAUUCAAGUGAGAAAUGUCAGGUGCAUCAAGUGCCACAAGUGGGGGCACAUUAACACAGAUAAGGAAUGUCCACUGUACAGUCAAGCAAUGAGCGCAGUUAUCCAGCCAACCAGUACAACCACGAGCUCCUCCAAUUCCAAGGACGCUCCAGACGCUCUGACUCUAGUCCAGCAGAUGAAGGACGACGGUUUAGCACUCAAGAGAUCAGCACUAACCGCCCAACAACAUCUUCGAGUACCCCAGCAUGAGGAGUUGAUGGUCUCCGGGGACGAUGAACCCACAGAAGAGGAAUUCCUAAAAUCUCUGACGAGGAAGGAGAAGAAAAAAUUAUUGAAAAAAUUGGAAAAAAUGGAGAGGAAGAAGAAGCGCGAAGCGAAACGUCGAAAGGUGAAGAAAGAGGAGAAGAAAAGGAAACGAAAAAAGAGGAAAUGUAGACCCCAGGAGAGUUCCUCCAGCAGUUCCAGUAGUAGUGACAGCAGUAGCAGUGACUCCACAUCAAAUAAUAGUUCAUCUUCAGAGGAUGAAAAAAAGCGUCCGAAGAACCGAAAGACCAAAAGAAGUAGAAGAGACUCAAGUGAGACUGAAAACGACUCCAAAGAGCGUGAGAAACCCACUAGAAAUCGAGGGGAAGUUGAGAAAUCCCACAGAUCGGUGAGCGAAAAAGCGAGUCGAGGAGAGAACGAGAGGUCCCACCGGGAUGAGAGGAAAGAUUUCGAAAGGCAGUGGGGAGAUCGACACGAGAGAGAAAGGUCUGACAGCCGCAGGGAUCGUGACAGAUACGAUAGGAAACGACGAGCGCAGGAGUCCGACAACGACAGGAGAAGCAGACGCGAGUCCAAGCGAUCUCGGGAAUCUUAAAAUGUUUUUAUGAAUUUUUUAAUAUUAUUCAUAUGUUUCAAUAAUAUUAAUGUCCAUUUUUAGAAUUUGACGUUGAUACAGUUGAUAUAAUUAACUAGAUUGUUUUUAAUUGAGUGACUGUCAGGUGGGUUGUGUUUUAAGAGGACUAAAAUGAGUUUAUAUUGUUGUAUUAUUUGUGUGAUGAUGAAUGAUACUUUUGUACAAUAAUUAUUGUAAAAUCUGGAUUGGGAGGAUUAAUAGAGACUUUGAAUUUAAUUAUUUCAA